AUGGGUCACCCUCCUCAGUCUAGCGGCUCGAGCCGACAACGUUGCUACGCAUAUCCACCACCAGCAAAAGGCAUCAGCAGAUGUUGGGCAUGGAUCCCAGACUCGUGGGCAUGUCGAUUGUUCCUUCUGAUCACGCUGGCAGAGGCAUCGAUCAACAUUGCCAUCGAAAGUGUUCUCUUUGCCCGAUAUCAGUACCAUCGCAAGACGCAUGCUACAGCCGAUGACGACUCCAAGUCAAGAGCAUUGCCUGUCUUUGUCAUUGUCUUCUCCCUCGCCCACAUUUAUCAAUUCUUACUCGCUGUCGACGCGGUGAUCAACCGAAACACCAUCCUUGUGAUUGGCUCGAUCAUCUUCAACGCCUGCUUCCUCGUCUACUCUCUCAUCCAGAUCUCGGAAAUCCGAUCGGUGCUCGGCGACGGUGUUGCCGAAGGUUCAUCACAGACUGUACCUGUGCAGGUACUGACAGGCGCCAUUCCAAUCGUGAUUGCCGUCGCAGAGAUCUCGUUUGUCAUCCUUGGAUGGAAGCUGUGGAAGGAGUUUGGAUGGCAAAUCUACAAGAAGAUCGGUGCUGACCGAAGUCUCAAACGUGGCUACCUCCAUUACCAGAUCUACGUUGCUCUCCUCAAAUUCGACUUUUUCAUCUUCAUCGCCUACUGCAUCCAGCUGGUUCUGGUAGUAAAGCAGAUUGGCUCGGCAGAACGAUGGAUCACGAUCAUUUCGGCACCCUUUUCUCUCCUCAUUCUCAUCUUUGCAUGGUACUCGGUGCGUAAGGAACUCAAGUACGGCAUGCUGGCUUUCCUGGUUGGAUUGACGGGAGCGAUGGUGUACUUUGUCUACAAACUCUUCCGCAUCUGGCAGCUCAAAGAUACGCUGUACAAAGAGGUGUACAAGAGUUUGACCGUGUUCUCGACACUGUCCAUGUUGCUGCUGCUUAUCACAGCGGUGAUGACGGUGCAAUGCAUGCUCAACUUUGACCGAGGACUCAAGCAUGCCAUCGCUCGCACCCGAAAGGAUCGUGCAGCGGCAUCAGCAGGCGGCGAUAACGGGUACAUUGUGGGCUAUGAUGGCAAGGCGUUGACACCUCUUGGAGAUGGUAGCACGAGCGUACUACAUUUGCAGCCAAGAUUGAGCUUGGAUUGA
Messenger RNA from Ustilago hordei, 1140 nucleotides. RefSeq lists its product as uncharacterized. The coding region runs from base 1 to 1140 and encodes 379 amino acids. Lineage: Eukaryota; Fungi; Basidiomycota; Ustilaginomycetes; Ustilaginales; Ustilaginaceae. The record is from RefSeq and is a predicted model, not a curated record. Gene Ontology annotation, cellular component: Golgi apparatus. The transcript has a single exon.